GCCUUUGAACAGCCGCCUGCUCAUAAACCAGCAAGUUUAUAACUGUUCCAUUUUACAUGACUGAAGGUCGUGUCGUAGUCCGACAAUCUCCAACCAGCCGUGACACUGCGACAGUAACACUACCACGAGUGGGUUUCUUUGACGCAAUAAGGUCCAGCGUUUUCUGUGAUUUAAGAGAAUAUGUCGCUGUCUGGCUGGGUGUGUGUGGUCACAGGUGCCUCCAGAGGCAUCGGCAAGGGAAUAGCUCUCCAGCUGUCGGAGGCAGGAGCCACCGUUUACAUCACAGGACGGCAGGAGAAGACUCUGAAACAAACUGCUGCUCAGGUGAAGGAGAGGGGUGGGAACUGUGUGCCAGUUGUCUGUGAUUCUACCAAACCUGAAGACAUUGAAGAACUGUUUAAAAGGAUCCAACAGGACCAAAAUGGCAGGCUGGAUAUCCUAGUUAACAAUGCUUAUGCUGGAGUACAGAUUAUCAUGGAGAGCAUGGGAAAGAAGUUCUGGGAAAGUGAUCCAUCAAUGUGGGAUUGCAUCAACAACACAGGCCUGAGGGGCCAUUAUUUCUUCUCAGUCUAUGCAUCUCGACUGAUGGUGGCUCAAGGUCGAGGUUUGAUAGUCACCAUUUCAUCUAUGGGAGGGCUGCGGUAUUUGUUCAAUGUGCCAUACGGUGUUGGUAAAGCUGCUUGUGAUAGGCUAGCAGCAGACAUGGCUGUUGAUCUGAAAAGUAGAGGAGUGGCUUCUGUCAGCCUGUGGCCAGGAGCAGUACAAACCGAGCUAAUUUCCCAGUACGUACUGGAGGAUACACCACAAAAUAUAAAUUCUGAGAUAAAAGACGUAUUUGCCAGUGGAGAAACCCCAGAAGUGAGUGGGAAGUGUGUCGUCAACCUGGCAAAAGAUAAAAAUCUGAUGUCGCUGACUGGAAAAGUUCUCAUGACUUCUGACCUGGCAAGGCGCUAUGGGUUACGAGAUAUUGAUGGUCGAAGUGUAACUGAUUACACUUCCCUGAAAUUCCUCCUGACUAGGGUCCCUUAUCUCUCCUGGCUCUCCCCUGUUGUCCCCUCAUUCCUACGCCUGCCACGCUUUGUGCUCACUCUGGCAACUAACCGGUUCUAAGCAUUUCCUUCAUUAGUAUGGAAAUGGCUGUAUAACUCUAUACUCAUCUAUUCCUACAUUCCUACAGUGACAAUGUUAACGAGCAUAUUUUCUUUAUUAUGUGUACACUACCUUCAGCUGUGAGUGAAGCCUCUGUAAGAGCUAUACAUAAAAUAUUUAAAACUACAACAGUUAGCAUUCAAAACAGGUAGCAAACAUCUACCUUCAAAUAUAACCAUCUCCAUUGAAGACCCUUGUUUUGUUUCUCCUCUAAUAGAGAUAUUUCUGGAGGUGUAGCUAUUCUUUUUAGGUUCAGUAACAUUUUCAGUAUUCCAAACCCAUAGGUGCAGCUUGCUCUGUUUGACUCUUCCAGCUGUCGAAUUGCUACGAGCUGCAGAACUGGGUGCAAGUUAAAAAUAUAAACUUUGAGUAUACUGGUUUCACCAUUGUUAACAGAAAAGCCAAUAAUUCAAAUGUUAAUCUCUGACAACAAAUCAUGGUAAUUUUAUGACUUCUUACACUACAUUUCUCACGUAAUGUAAAGUGUGAAUUCAUAACAUUUUCUUUUUUAAGCAGUACACAAAAUGAACAACAUCUAAAGAGUUGCUGCACUGCCCCUCAACUUUGCCCACCCACGCAUGGCCUUAUCAAAUUUAAGUCACAGUUGCUUGCCCAUGCAGUUGAUCGUCCAUUAAACGUAAUCACAUGGACUUAUGCUCCUUGUAAUCCACUGCACUUACGACUUUCAAAUGUAGUCUGGUGUUGCCACCCCUAAAGCAGUCUCAAUCCAAUCCUUACAGUUGAACAAUGUGCCAAGUGCUAUCAGAGUUGGGUCCACUCUUUCUACCUCCAGUAAACUCUUUGAAGACAUAUCUCUUCCUUGAGCAUCUCCUCUGUUGGCACUUGAGUGCCUUUCUGUAACACAUUACUUCAAGCUCGCCUACUGUACCAAGGCUGUAAUGUUUAUGGUAGUAUAAGUGAAAUGUACACAUUUUACAUAAAACAUGUAUUUUUGCACCUAUUGUAUAACUAUUUAAUUAUUACCAUUUAAUGCACUACAGUAUCACCUCUGUUUCGUAUUAAAAUACACUUUACACACAAUUCUGAAGCCUGGAGAUCAUGUGUCAACAACAAAGACUGUGAGCACAAUUCUAUCGGUCACUCAAAUAUUCCUCUAAAUCAGUUUUGCCAAUCUAUGAACACAAUAUGCAUUUAGCUCACUUUUUUCACCUAGAAACACUGACCUUCAAAAUGCACCACCCUGAAUAAUAACUAGCACCUGUACAAACUCAAUUUUGUUUGCAGUGCCUCGUUGUGCUCAUUUUUAAGUGGAAGCAACAUUUCACCCAAACGACAAAAAGGGAAACUUCUCUCCACACUUGUAUGCGUUUCAUUAAUGUAAUAUUGAUGUCAUGAAGCCAAAGCAUACAUGAACACUUUUGAGGGUCAUGUUCUGAUUUCAUUCGAUGCAUAAGCAUAUAUUACCUGUGUGUUUUGGUGUAUGGUGUAUGGAAUGUUGUUUUAUUUGAGAGAGAGAGAACACAUGGUUUUAAUUGUUUCAUUUUGCAAGACACUUGCUGAGUUUUAACAAAACAGAUUGUUUCUAAAUGUCUGGGGAAAACUAACAUGGCGCAGUAAUCAUUUGCAGAGUAAUAUCUAUGUUGAGUCUCUAUCUUUCUUUAUGCAAGAGGUGUUGCCAAAAUAGUGAUCUUUUUUUGUUUCUUUUUGAGGUCCUGAGCCACAAUUUCUGAAAAUUUGUUUGUGAAAACUUGUAAUAAAGAGAGUGAAUGCUCUGUAACAUGAUUUAUAUCAACAAUACAUUCAGCAUCAACGUUGAAUUAUAAUGAUAUUGACUGACAAUUAUAAAAAUUACUAAAAUACGGCCUAAUAUCCAGAAAAAUAACAUGUUAGCACAAUUUUCUUUUAAUCUUUUAAUUAUUUGCAUAUUCAUCAACCUAAAUAAAGUAUAACAGAA
Molecule: messenger RNA, 3064 nt
Organism: Solea senegalensis (Senegalese sole)
Lineage: Eukaryota; Metazoa; Chordata; Actinopteri; Pleuronectiformes; Soleidae
Gene: dhrs1
Product: dehydrogenase/reductase (SDR family) member 1
Exons: 9
Coding region: 181-1110 (309 amino acids)
Source: RefSeq, a predicted model, not a curated record